This is a messenger RNA of Eurytemora carolleeae, 1160 nucleotides long. RefSeq names its product plasminogen activator inhibitor 2 type A. The record is from RefSeq and is a predicted model, not a curated record. Bases 161 to 1108 code for a protein of 315 amino acids. NCBI's taxonomy places the organism in Eukaryota, Metazoa, Arthropoda, Copepoda, Calanoida, Temoridae. The transcript is spliced from 13 exons. Gene Ontology annotation, molecular function: serine-type endopeptidase inhibitor activity.
UGUAUCUGGUUAUACCUGGAUUGCUACUGAUCUAAAAGAUCGUGGAAACAUUGUAAUCUCACCACACGCAGCAAAUCUUGGACUUGCUCUGAUAUUUUUAGGCAGUACGAGUAAUACCAAUACUUCAAGUGAACUUAGGCAGUGUUUACAUUAUGAGAAUAUGUCGUACGUGGACGUACAUCGUUCGUACAAGGAUGUAAUCAACAUUUUAACAGAACCGUAUUAUUCAUCUCACAGCUAUGUGAGCAAUACAACAGUUUUUCUACAGAAAGGAGUGGGCAUUAAGAAAGCCUAUUUGAGAGCAGUGCGAGAGUUCUAUAAAUCUGAAGUUCAAGAGGUAGAUUUCGGAGCCUCUGGCUCUGGCCACGCAAAGGAGGUUGUCAACAGCUGGGUGUCUGAUGUUUCUGGUGGAGCCUAUUCUGAAUUUUUGAGCUCCGAUCCGGGGGGUGAUACAAGACUUUUACUUGCAUCAUAUACACGGAUGAUUCCACAAUGGUUGUAUCCCUUCGAUCCACUGAAGACAAGCUACAAUGGUCUUUUCUUUCUAGCAGGGGGAGAGAGACUUCAAGUUGCAAUGAUGAGCGGUCAGCUUGAAAUACCUGUUGGAUACUCUGAGAAGCUUGCGGCCAGGUUACUGGAGCUUCCUUUGCUUAACAGGCGAAUGUCUAUGUUUCUGAUCUUGCCUGAUCAAGUGGACCCAGGAGUGGCAAGCCUGGAACUUAAUAUUAAUACUACACUGGUCAAGGAACUAAUGGGGACUCUGAAGACUGAGGUUGUGAAUGUGAGAUUACCAAGGUUUAGAAUAGAGGAAACAUCAGACCUUGUAGACACAAUCAGUCAGCUGGGAGUCGUUCAGGCCUUAAACCCAGCUUUAGCGGAUCUAGAAAAUAUGGUAGAUUUCAACAUCCUUCAUCUUUCAUCCUUCAGUCAUAGAGCCGAAAUUGAGAUUGAAGAGUGGGGCGUGCAUGGCAAAGGAGAAACAAGUAAAGUUGGAAUCCUUAGACAAAGAUUUUUCGAGGUCGACCAUCCGUUCUUAUACUUCAUCUGGGACUACUUUACCGGCACAAUUCUACUCAUUGGCAGGGUAGAGCGACCUAUAGUCUUAUAGUUUCCUGCCAGACAAAAACAUUAUUUAGACCUUAAAAUUAAAUAUAUCUAUG